UGAAAAUCAUCGGGCUUGGAUCUCUGUCUUUUGGGAGGUGUUGCAAUCCUUUGGUUUCAUGCACACCAAAUGGAAAACGUGGAUUUCAGAUUGCAAGUCUGUACUGGAAGCAUCGGCUCCAGCCCGAGUUCUGCAGCUGUUCCAUCUGUGAAGCAUGCCACCAACCAGAUUGUGAUGAACUGUGCUGACAUCGACAUCAUUACAGCCUCCUAUGCGCCAGAAGGAGAUGAAGAGGUACAUGCCACAGGGUUCAACUAUCAAAAUGAGGAUGAGAAGGUUACCCUCUCCUUUCCCAGUACCCUUCAGAAAGGGACGGGAACGCUGAAGAUAGACUUUGUAGGGGAGCUGAAUGACAAAAUGAAAGGCUUUUACCGAAGUAAAUACACAACCCCUACUGGAGACACACGCUAUGCUGCUGUCACUCAGUUUGAGGCUACUGAUGCUCGCAGAGCUUUCCCUUGCUGGGAUGAGCCUGCUAUUAAGGCAACUUUUGAUAUUUCAUUGGUGGUUCCUAAAGACAGAGUAGCUUUGUCAAAUAUGAAUGUCAUUGACCGGAAGCCGUACCCAGAUGAUGAGAACCUGGUGGAAGUCAAGUUUGCUCGCACCCCCAUCAUGUCGACGUAUCUGGUGGCGUUUGUGGUGGGAGAAUAUGACUUUGUAGAGACCAGAUCCCUUGAUGGGGUCUUAGUGCGUGUUUACACUCCUGUGGGCAAAGCUGAGCAAGGAAAGUUUGCAUUAGAGGUUGCUGCUAAAACUCUGCCUUUUUAUAAGGACUACUUCAAUGUUCCUUACCCUCUUCCUAAAAUUGAUCUCAUAGCUAUUGCAGAUUUUGCUGCUGGUGCCAUGGAGAACUGGGGCCUUGUUACUUAUAGGUAUGCUGUUAAAAUACUGUCUUUCCCCUUCUUUGUUCACUCAUUCUUAGCAGUAACUGGAUUAGUUGUAGGGAGCUGGCAUCAUCCCAAAUAAGACCAAAUCAAUACCUUCAGCUCUUGCUUCGGUUUGAAUCGUUGUGACUUCUGCAGCAGCGUGCAUUACUACCCAAACCUUAGGAAGGCAGGAAUGAGCUCUGUAAGCACUGUCCAGGGCUGUGAGGGUUUUUAACUGCCUGGCAGCACUGCCUGUUUGCCAAGAGAACUUUCUUGACUGUUUUGUUUUUUUUUUUUCCCCCCCUCCAAGUCACUGACACAGCUGGAAGGGUUUCUUAUUUUAUGUUGUAGGCAAGUUGGUCAACGUAGCAGCCACAUGAUUAUCAUGUAAAUGAGAGAUACUAACUUGCCUUCCUUUUCAGUUUUUUGUGUUCAUCUGAUCAAGCUUUUUAUACCUUUGCUUGAUACUCCGACGUGACCUGUGCACACUGUUAGACUGAUUCUCCAUUUUGUACACUGGACUCGGAAGCUUUGGACUUCAGUCCUUUCGAAUUUCGUUUGCUAAACUUUGAAUUUGGCCUUUAAAA
Meleagris gallopavo (turkey) is the source of this 1453-nucleotide messenger RNA. NCBI's taxonomy places the organism in Eukaryota, Metazoa, Chordata, Aves, Galliformes, Phasianidae. The record is from RefSeq and is a predicted model, not a curated record.